This is a messenger RNA of Adelges cooleyi (spruce gall adelgid), 1021 nucleotides long. RefSeq lists its product as uncharacterized. The transcript is spliced from 4 exons. Bases 83 to 694 code for a protein of 203 amino acids. Lineage: Eukaryota; Metazoa; Arthropoda; Insecta; Hemiptera; Adelgidae. The record is from RefSeq and is a predicted model, not a curated record.
AAAACUGACAAAACUGUAUUAUUGAGUUUAUUCCUUGUGUUUGAGCAACGUGUGCCACUUGCCACCGGAAAAAAGUAAAAAAAUGGCGAUCAUUAAAAAUUCAUACUUGAAAUUCGUUUUCGUCUUGGUCUGUCUUUCGCAAGUCCAGGGUGCUCUGAGAGUUAUUCCUGACCGAGAAAACCCAUUCGGUGAAUUUUUCAAUGAACUCUCAAAGACGGUUGGCAGAAUCGCCGACAAAUUACAAUUACGAUUAUCCGAGGCUGACAUUAACGUUGAAAAAUACAUUGACCAACUCAAAGACAAAGUCGGACAAUCUGAAGGAACUGUCCAGGAAGCGAUUGCCAAGUUUGAAGAAAGUCUAGAAAAAUUCCAGAAACAGCUUGUAGAAGUCAUUCCUAAGCACGUAGACCAAGCUAUUGAAGAAUUGAAGGUCCAACACCCUGAAUUAGCAGAGAAGAUAAAGAAGUUGAAGGUUGAACUUCUGCAAUUGAAGGAAGAUAUCUUCAAAAUCUUCGAGGAAAUUAGGAAACCGUUCUUAGAUCGUUACAGUGAAUUAAAAGAUGAAUUUUAUUCCAAGACCAAACCAAUCGCAAAGAAAUUGACACCAAUUUUGAAAGAUAUCGAAGACAUUAUUUUAUUAUUGAUCCCCGACAAGAACGACUUCUACAAGAAGAAUGAAAUCAAGAAGUCAUAAAAAUAUUAAGCGUAUAUUAUCUAAAUAUUUUCACGUAUUUACUGUUAAUAUUUUGGAAAAUCAAUGUAUAAAAAGUUAAAACUGUAACACAAUUGUAUACCUAUUUUAUUUUCCUAUUAAAAGUAAUUAAUAAGAACCUUUGAUUCACUUUCUUAAGGUCAAAUAUCAGGUUAUCUCUGUUCACUGAAAAUAACCUCAUGAGACUACAUAAUGUGAGAGUAAAGUCCGUUCGUUGAUAAUUUAUGUUUUUACAUUAUUUUUUUACACAAAUAAAUAGAAAAAAUCUUAUAUUCUUAUUAAAGUAUAAUUCGAAAAAUAUUAUCGAAA